AUGGCAGAUACCGUAGCAAGUGAAGCGCCAGCCGCAGCCUCCGCUGCCUCCCCAGCGGUGGUGGCCAAAUCUCCGAAAAAGCCGAAGGCCGCCGCAGGACCCAAGAAGCCGAAACUGCCAGCGGCCCACCCGCCGGUGAACGACAUGAUCUUUGCCGCCAUCAAGGCUCUGAACGAGCGCAACGGAUCUUCGGUACAGGCGAUCAAGAAGUACGUAGCAGCCAACUACAAGGCCGACGUGACCAAGCUGGCCACGUUCAUGAAGAAGGCUUUGAAGAGCGGAGUGACCAGUGGCAAGCUUGUGCAAACCAAGGGAACCGGAGCGUCGGGCUCGUUCAAACUGUCGCCCUCCGCCAAGAAGCCUCCGGUAGAGAAGAAAAAGAAGGUUGAGGCCCCGAAGAAGUCUGCCUCUGUUGCCGACAAGAAGAAGAAGACUGUGGCCAAGAAGGCAGCCGGAGAGAAGAAGCCAAAGAAGGUGGCGAAGAAGGCAGAAGCUGGCGCAGCCAAGAAGCCGAAGGCUGCAGCAGCCACGAAGAAACCAAAGACAGCCGCUGCCAAGCCACCAAAGGCAGCCGCCGCCAAGAAAGCCGCCAAGAAGCCAGCAACUCCCAAGCAGAAGGCUACCAAGCCAUCCAAGGCAGCUGCAGCGAAGCCAAAGACGCCCAAGCCGAAGAAGGCCGCUGCUCCCGCCAAGAAACCAGCUGCCAAGAAGGCCGCCCCAGCCAAGAAGUAA
Molecule: messenger RNA, 732 nt
Organism: Anopheles bellator
Lineage: Eukaryota; Metazoa; Arthropoda; Insecta; Diptera; Culicidae
Product: late histone H1-like
Exons: 1
Coding region: 1-732 (243 amino acids)
Biological process (GO): negative regulation of DNA recombination; nucleosome assembly; chromosome condensation
Cellular component (GO): nucleosome; nucleus
Molecular function (GO): nucleosomal DNA binding; double-stranded DNA binding; structural constituent of chromatin
Source: RefSeq, a predicted model, not a curated record